CCAAGCCCGGCCUAGCCGACCCGGCCCGAGGUCCAGAGCAGAGGGGAGGAGCGGCGCCCGGACCCUGCGCUCGCUGAGCGCCCUCCAAGGUAGGCGAGCCCCUGCGAUCUGCGGGCAGGUCAACCCUCCCGCCCCCCAGAGUCAAAUGUCAAUUACAGGAAUCCAUCUUCAUCCUUCUCACCUUUUGGAAAUUGGAGUGGACAUGCUCCCCCUGUUGUGUCUGUUCACCAACAGCAAGAAGGCUCGCUCAAGCAUUGAGCUGUAAACUUCUUCUAAUUAUAUUGCUGGACUUCACAAUGACGGCAGUAACAGUGACCACGACAGUUCCCCUGAAGGGGAAGAUAGAAGAUAAUUCUGCCUCGUAUGAGUCCACAUCAGCUCACAUUAUUGAAGAAACCGAAUAUGUGAAAAAGAUUCGAACUACUCUGGAAAAGAUCCGAAAUCAAAUAUUUAAAGAUGAAGUAAGACAUAAUAGUACAAAUCACAAACAAGAUGCAAAGCACUGUGGACACAUCCAAAAUGGCUUUGACUCUGAACUGGAUCCCUCUUGUUGCAGUUUGGAUCUGCUCAUGGAAAGGAUAAAAGGAAAAGACCUACAGCUCUUAGAAAUGAACAAAGAGAAUGAAGUGUUGAAAAUCAAGCUCGAAGCCUCCAGAGAAGCAGGGGCAGCGGCUCUGAGAAAUGUGGCCCAGAGAUUAUUUGAAAACUAUCAAACACAGUCUAAAGAAGUUAGACAGAAGCAUGAGGACAGUAGACACUUACUCCAGGUUAACACACUUGAAAAAGAACAGAAAUUGAAGCAACAUGUUGAAAAUCUGAAUCAAAUUGCUGAAAAGCUUGAAGAAAAACAUAAUCAAAUCACAGAACUGGAGAAUCUUGUACAGAGAAUGGAAAAGGAAAAGAGAACACUGCUAGAAAAAAAACUGUCUUUGGAAAACAAGCUGCUGCAUCUCAAAUCCAAGGCUACAUAUGCUAAAAGUUGCCAGGAUCUUCAAAAGGAGAUUUCCCUCCUCCAGGAGCAGAUCUCUCAUCUGCAGUUUGUGAUUCACUCCCAGCAUCAGAACCUGCGCAGUGUCAUCCAGGAGAUGGAAGGCUUAAAAAAUAAUUUAAAAGAACAAGAUAAAAUAAUUGAAGAUCUGAAAGAAAAAGUUAACAUACUGGAAGCCCAGAACAAAGAACUAAAAACCAAGGUGGCACUUUGGUCUGAAACUCCUAGGCCGAAGGUAUCCAAGGCUGUCUCUACAAGUGAAUUGAAGACUGAAGGCAUGACCCCAUAUUUGAUGUUGGUUAGGCUACGGAAAUGAGCCGCCUGGCUGAAGAUCUGAAUGAGAAAAAUCACUACCUGCGUCUUAUUUACUCCUUGAAACACAGUCUAAAUUUACAUAUUAAAACUGCUCAAUGCCAGUAUUUAAUGGAAUUUAUUGUAUUAUAUUUAAUGUAUACAUCAAUAACUUUGCAGGAAGAUGACAUUUCAGAAAAUCAAACAAAUAUAUAUUCAAAGAAAGGAACUCUUUCUUCAAAACGUACUAAUGGAUGAAGAAACCAGAUGCUUUCCCAUGAUGGAAGAUGAAUUUUGCUUUAAACUUAAAAAAAAAAAAUGAAUUUUUUUUUUUUUUGGCAGAGUUUUGCUGAAGGGACUGGUUAAGGUUGUCAACUUUGACCUUUUGAUAGUGGUUUUUAUGUACAAUCAUCCCUAGGUAUCCACAGGAGAUUGGUUCCAAGAGCCCCCUCGGGUACCAAAACCCAUUCGGAUGCUCAGUCCCAUAUAUAAAAUGGCAGAGUGCAGUUGGCCCUCUGUAUCCAUGGUUUCCACAUCCAUGGAUUCAACCAAUCAUCAGUGUGGAACCUGCAGGUACAGAGGGCUGACUGUACAUAAAUGUAAGGAAAAAUAUACAGGCAUGCUUCCUUUUACUGUGCUUCACAGACUCUGUGGUUUUUUUUUUACAAAUUGAAGGUUUGUGGCAACCUUGCGUUGUCAGAUGAUGGUUAGCAUUUUUUGGCAAUAAAAUGUUUUUAAAUUAAGGUAUGUAUAUAUAUAUUUUUAGAUAUAAUGCUAUUGCACACUUAGGCUACAAUAUAGUGUAAACAUGACUUUUAGAUUCACUGGGAAACCAGAAAUUUCAUGUGACUCGCUUUGUUGUGAUAUUCUCUUUAAAUUGGUGCUCUGGUACUGAACCUGCGAUAUCUGUGUGUGUGUAUGUGUGUGAAUAAAUGAUAUAUUUUAAAGUUGACUUUUGGAUAAUAACAAAUAUCUUACCGUGAUAUAAAUUCAUCUCCUAUUUAUGCCACAUUGAAGAUUUUUGGUAAUGCAUUUCCUGGCACAUGUGUAGGGGUGUUGGGAUCAUGAAUUCUGCUUUAAGCAUCUGCUGUGUGGUAGGAGAUUUCACCUUUCACUUGGAGAUCACUUAGGUUCCUCUUAUACCCCAACCAUCAUGCUGGGUUGUAAUAAAUGUGAGCUUUUGGAAUGGACCCAUCUAACUGACCUAACAACCUGGAUGAUUUCCAUUAGAAUAAUGAAUUUUCAAAUCAAAAAUGGAAGGACACUGUUGAAUUUUAUUUGGGUUUCACUAUAUUCAUUUUUGAACACAGAAGUACAGUUCAAUGUAAUACAGGUAGGACCUGCUCAUGUGGUCUCCAGCUUCACUUUGGGAUGGUGUUUGGAUCUCUUGAGAAUAAGAAUAAGCAGCUUCAGAAGUCUAAAAAGAUCUGAACUCUUCAAAUACAAAAGUAUUGUUUUACUAACAUCAGUAGAUCAUUUAUUUGUCAGGUAUAGAUUAUUUCCUAUCUCCUCAUCUUUUCGGCUUCAUCAUUUGAAUUGUUUCUUUAAAUAAACAUUUCUGAGUGAUUAAAAAAUCAUUACAAUGGAGAAUGAAAUUUAUUAGUCUAAAAGUAGUACCACACAAAAUACAAAAACAAAAACCUCAAUUGUAGUCAAAGUAUUUGUACUUAUAAUUAUACUAAUCAAAAUAUUGGAUAAGAAGGUCUGAGGGGCUUCCCUGGUGGCGCAGUGGUUGAGAAUCUGCCUGCCAAUGCAGAGGACACAGGUUUGAGCCCUGGUCUGGGAAGAUCCCACAUGCCGCGGAGCAACUGGGCCCGUGAGCCACAACUACUGAGCCUGCGCGUCUGGAGCCUGUGCUCUGCAACAAGAGAGGCCGCGAUAGUGAGAGGCCCGCGCACCGCGAUGAAGAAUGGCCCCCGCUUGCCACAACUAGAGAAAGCCCUCGCACAGAAACGAAGAUCCAACACAGCCAUUAAUAAAUAAAUAAAGCACACCUAGUAUAGUGUAAUAAAAAAAAAAAAAAAUUGAUUAAAAAAAAAAAAGAAGGUCUGAGGUGGGCUAUGAAGUAACUACA
Molecule: messenger RNA, 3353 nt
Organism: Balaenoptera ricei (Rice's whale)
Lineage: Eukaryota; Metazoa; Chordata; Mammalia; Artiodactyla; Balaenopteridae
Gene: CCDC68
Product: coiled-coil domain containing 68
Exons: 12
Coding region: 297-1304 (335 amino acids)
Biological process (GO): intracellular signal transduction
Cellular component (GO): intracellular anatomical structure
Source: RefSeq, a predicted model, not a curated record